CGGAGUGGACCAAGGGAGGGGCACGAUGGGUUUCGUGCGCGGUGGUGCGAAGACCUGCUCCUGCAACAACUCCGCUCGCAUGGAUAAGAAAGAAGACCCAUGGGCGAGGUCAGUGGAGGAAGUCGGCGCGGGGAGCUGUGGUUUGGGGUGGGAACCUGCGCCGGAGUGGACUAGCCGUCGGCGGCGGCAGGAUCUAGAGAGGAAGAGGAAAGCGACGCGCGUGAUGAUAGGCGACCGAUGGAUCGCCGGGCCGGUCCGCCGAUUAGAAACAUUUACAAUUAUAAUCUUCUCUUAAUCUAAUAUCUAAACCUUGUUACGUGUGAAUACCUUUCUGUCCCUGAUGUGUGAAUGGAACGAUCGACUGGGCAGAAAUCGCAUCUCCCUGGCUCUCUCGGCCUCUUCCCCUCUCGCGCCCAAGGCAAAGCGACGCCGGCGGCCGCGACCUGGCCCAUUCUCCGGCCAUCUCGCCGCCUCUCCCCGACUGCGUCCCUCUCCACCCAAAAAAGAAAAAGAAGGAAGAAAAAAAACUGGAUCGGAGACGCGCCAGGUCGCCAUUCUCUGCGACGCAAGCAGCAGAACAACAAGACGGCCGGUGGCUGCGAGCACCGGAGCGCACGGCGGGGAGAGGGAGCGACGAGGCGCGGCCGGCACAGACCAGAGAGGUGCUGGGGCAGCUUCUUCUUCAGAGAUGUUUCUAGGUCUGUUGAAUCCGCAUGUCCCACAUGGAAAAUUGCUAGCUGUGGUGCUUGUGGCCGCUUGGACCUCCAUUGCUGCUGCUGGUUCGUCGCCUAGUGAGCAGGCAUGGAGCAGCCAGAAAUCUUUCAAUUGCAUGCCCUGCUCUAUGACAUACGUUUCUGAUGCAUAUCCCGGCACCUUGACGCCACGGCUUGCUCAACAUAUUGACUUAGCUGACGUACCUGAUUCUUCUGACUUGUGCAAAGGACUCACUAAUGACCCUGAUGUGCCUGUGCUUUUGGAAUCGCACCGGCAACUUGUUGGUGAAGGUUCCCACCGCCGUCUUGUCUAUUCCAUGAAAUUUGGUAACAGCGAAGAUACUUUGGUAAAAUUCCUUGAUGGCUAUGAUGCGAAUCUUGUGAUAAUUGAGAGCCUCUCUAGUGGGGUCUUUGUUGACCCAUUCGAGCUACAUCAUUUUGUUGAACGAAAAGUUUUUCUUGAUGUUGCUGUUUUUGGAGACACAAACCUGGAACUCCCCUCAGCUCUGUCCAACCGGUCAGCUGUUGAGAUUCAUUUUGAUCUCAAGCCAAGCACAUCAAUGAACUGUAACCUUGUGAUGGAGCUUCCUCUCCAUGCUAGAUACCCACCUCUCGACGCCAGUGGUUACGCAAGGGUUGAGUUGGUCAGCCCUGACCUGCUCCUGCGUUACAGAAGAAAGGAAACCCAUCCUGAUUCCUGCCUGUGGAUCCUCCAGAAUCUCGACGCCGCGCCUGUGGAGAAAGCCACGUAGCGCAUACCCUGUGGCGACGAGGCGCACACAGGAUUUGUAUCUAGCCUCACUUUCAUUUUGGCUCUGGUUUGCUCCAUGUCCAUAGUCCUAGCAGCCUCCCUUGUUUCUUGAUGCAAGUACUGGAAUCGCGAGGCAUGAUGCAUUGGUCUACUUCAAAAGUCAGAUUGCUCUCACAGGUUUUUGCACGUCCAUAUUCAGAGGAAACCAAGUACGGGAAAAAGAGCAUCAGUUGCAUGCUUGGUGUUUGCCCAAUGUUUUUGGCAAUCUUUUAAAGAACUAUGUGGUUGUAAAUUGCCUAGCUUACAUCCUGCUACUUGGUCACAUGACUUGCUUGAUAAUGCCUUUUGUCCACAGGAGCUCUGUCGUGCUAUCCUUUGCGGCAUGUGGGCGAUCUGGACCCUCAGAAAUAAAAGAUACCAUGGGGAGAUGGCAUCAGAUAUGAUCCAAACAUCAAAUUCUGAUGCAAAGGAGAAAGAAGAAGCUAGAAUCAUUAAAUGGAAACGCCGCCCUGUAGGUUUUGUAAAGGCGAAUGUUGAUGCAUCUUUCAAUUUGGAUACUCGACAAGGAGCCACAGGGGUGAUCAUUCGGGAUGACCAGGGUUGGGUUACUGCAACAAGGAACAAAUGGUGUGAAGCCCUCCCUAAUAUUAUCACUGCUGAAGCUCUUGCUCGCGGGGACGGAGCAGAUCUAGGGUGCAACCUGGACCUGCUGAAGGUGAUUAUGGAAAUUGAUAGCCUUGAGUUGAUUAAUUUGUGGCGUAGUAGGAACGUUAAUAGUUCGUGUAUCCUCCCUAUGGUGUAUCAAAUCCAAGAUCUUACUAGGGUGUGUAUAUCUUUUGAGCUUAAUCAUGUUAGAACUUAGAAGAGAAGCCAAAAUGGCUGCUCACUACACAGCCAAAAAGGGCUCCAAAUCGAAUGUUGUGACUUGUGAGUACUUGGAUGUAUCAGGUUCCUGUAUUCCUAAAUGCCUGUAUCCAGCGUGAUUCUCAUGCUGACAGUGAGUAAUACAUGGCUGUUUG
Molecule: messenger RNA, 2483 nt
Organism: Triticum urartu
Lineage: Eukaryota; Viridiplantae; Streptophyta; Magnoliopsida; Poales; Poaceae
Biological process (GO): GPI anchor biosynthetic process
Cellular component (GO): endoplasmic reticulum membrane
Source: RefSeq, a predicted model, not a curated record